CUAUAUAAUGAAGAGAAAGACUGACGGAAAUAGAAAAUGGCUGAUCAGUGUGAUCUGUGUCUGCUGGGACUGAUCAUUCUCUCUUCACUUCUCACAGGGUCCAGUGGAGUGAAUGAGACUCAUGUGUUCAUCAGUUCUGGUGAAAAUGUCCAUCUGCCCUGUAAUAAUGCUCUUUCUGACUGCAAAUCAACUACAUGGAUCUAUAACAGACGUUCAGCAGCAGUUGCACUGAUUGAAUUAGGGAUAAAGAAGAAAAACUCUGAGAGACUGAGUCUGGGGUCUGACUGCUCUCUGAACAUCAAGAACGUCACAGAAGAAGAUUAUGGAUCUUACAGCUGCCAACAAUGGACAGGUCCAAAAGGAAAACAACAAAAACAAGGAACUGAUGCACGUGUUUAUCUGCACGUUCUUCACGUGUCUCCAUCAUCAUCAUCAUCAUCAUCAUCAUCCUCACAGACUGAGAUCAGUCCAGGUCACUCUGUGACUCUCUCCUGCCAGUUGUAUUCAUAUACUGGAUUCUCCUGUGAUGAUUGGGUCCGUUCUAAAGGACUUCAUCUGUUGUGGGUGAAUCAGGCUGAUGUUGAUCUGAAGACAGACUCCAGAUAUCAGAUAUUAUUCUCAUCAUAUCACUGUAUCAUCACUCUGACUACAACACUCCUGAAUGAAGAUGACAACAGAGAGUGGAGAUGUCAGCUUAUUCUCAGAAAUCAACUCCAGACCUCAGUCAGAUACACUGUCAAGUAUUCAGUCAGCAGCUCAAACUCUGAGAAGAAAUCAAGCCAAACUCUAAACUCUGAGAGGACAGCAGCUGCUCAAACACCUGGAUUUACUGAACAACAAGGUCCAGCUGACACAGCAUCAGAAACUGAAGUCAGUGUGACUGCUGGAUCAUUAUUCAGAGUGAUUGUGAUUAUUGUUGAGAUGGCAGUGUUUGCUGCUCCUACUGUGAUUCUUCUUCAGAUCAUCUGUGCAAGAAGAGCUGGGAGGAAGGACUCGCAGCACCCAGAGGAAAUAGAGAUGCCUACAAUGUUACAAUAAAAUACUGCUGAAUUUGGAGACCAUCUGAAACAAGAUUUAAAACAGCAAAAACUCAGAGGAUUGUUCAUUGUUUGAUUUUCUUCUUCUCAGAAAACAGAGAAAAAAUUCUGUGUAUUAAACAGGCUGAACUAAUGCUACUGCUAACUGAAAAGAUAGAGUUAAAUGUCAUGCAGCACGUAAAGAAAGAAGAGGAAGUGACAUCAGAAUGAUUGAGAAUUCACACCUAUCAUCAGUCUAAACUGGUUCAGAGAUGAUCACUGCUCUAUGUGGUUAAACUAACUGAGUUCUGAGUAACAUGUUUCUAAACCUCAACAGUGAGAUCACAGCUAUGAAAACACCAGAACUGCUCUAAUUAAUUCACUAUUUUAGUUAUGGAAGUGUAGGAUGUCUAUCAACCAUCUUAAUAUUGUAAGAAAGUCUUGACUCUGGAAUAGAUGAAAAUGUCACUGUGUCAACUUCAUACAGACUCUGAGUUUGACUUAAUGAUUAUUGAAUAAUCUGUAUGAUGAUGAUUCCAUAAGAUUCCAGAGAUACAACAAACAAAUGACCUUUUUAUGGACACUCAUUAUUUUAUGUUUAGGCAAUGAUUCACUUUCCUUUCAUGUGUUUUCUUGCUGUAUAGUUUUUGUGCCAAUGCACCUUUGAAAAUAGCAAUCAGAAGUCAGAUGUGUGUCAAAUUGUCAUUCAAAAAUCUGAUUCAAAGCUGUUUUUCUUUUAUUUUUAAAAAUGUACUGUUGUUUUCCAGCAAUUUCAACCUGGUAUAAUAUA
This is a messenger RNA of Megalobrama amblycephala (Wuchang bream), 1806 nucleotides long. RefSeq lists its product as uncharacterized. Lineage: Eukaryota; Metazoa; Chordata; Actinopteri; Cypriniformes; Xenocyprididae. Gene Ontology annotation, molecular function: protein tyrosine kinase binding; MHC class II protein binding. The coding region runs from base 37 to 1038 and encodes 333 amino acids. Gene Ontology annotation, cellular component: external side of plasma membrane; membrane raft. The transcript is spliced from 7 exons. The record is from RefSeq and is a predicted model, not a curated record. Gene Ontology annotation, biological process: positive regulation of ERK1 and ERK2 cascade; T cell activation; interleukin-15-mediated signaling pathway.